AGUCAAGAAGGUGGUGGUUGAUGUUUACUGUGAUAGAAGAUCUGAUUUAUCUACUCCUGAAAAUAAAGGUUUCUCACUAGAGGAAUGAAAUCACAAGUUUCCCAGUGACAGAGGACUGCAGGAAGCCCUAGGACUGUGAUGUAUGUCUACCUGAUGAUUUGCUGCCACAAGACAAGGUUCAUUGAGGCCAAAGAGACAACAACUGUGCAUGAGUUGAAAAAGGUGAUGGAGGGAAUACUGAAGAGGCCACUGGAGGAGCAGAGGCUUUACAAAGAUAACCAGCUACUGGAUGAGAUCACAGGACUCUGCUAGACUGGCUUAAGCAGCCGAAGCUGUUGUCCUCAUGUUCCUGCCACAGUGGGCUUGGCUUUAUUCAGACCUAGCAAUGGCACCUUUGAACCAUUGCAUAUUGACCCCUUCUCAAGCACCCCAGAGCUACCUGAUGCUAUGAAGUCACAGGAGUCUGGUAACAGCUCUAGUAAAGCUUUGCAUUAAAAACGGCAUCUCUUGCUUUGCCUCCUGUUGACAGGGUGCUAAUCUUGUCUAGGUCACACACCCUUCUGACUGUGUC
Athene cunicularia (burrowing owl) is the source of this 571-nucleotide messenger RNA. RefSeq names its product elongin B (gene ELOB). Gene Ontology annotation, cellular component: elongin complex; VCB complex. NCBI's taxonomy places the organism in Eukaryota, Metazoa, Chordata, Aves, Strigiformes, Strigidae. Gene Ontology annotation, molecular function: protein binding. The record is from RefSeq and is a predicted model, not a curated record. Gene Ontology annotation, biological process: transcription elongation by RNA polymerase II.